CUCGACUCGAGAACAUUGACGGGAGUUAAGGUAUCAUGGAGACCAGCAUCAACAACAACAACUUGGAGGCCACACCGGCGGACCCGAUGGAGGUGGACACGGCGGUGAAGCCUGAGAAGAUGUUCGCGCUGAAGAAGUGGAACGCCGUGGCCAUGUGGCGGUGGGAUGUGGAGUGCGACACUUGCGCCAUCUGCCGAGCUCAAGUCAUGGACGCCUGCUACCGCUGCCAGUCGGAGGCCUCCGGCAGCAAGCAGGACGACUGUGUGGUGAUCUGGGGAGAGUGUAACCACUCCUUCCACAACUGCUGCAUGUCCCAGUGGCUGCAGAAGAACAAUCGCUGCCCGCUCUGCCAGCGCGACUGGAGCUUUCAGCGCAUCGGCAAAUGAGGUGGCCGCUUUCGCAAACAGAGGUUGUGUAUUGCGUCGUUAGAUGGCAGUCUGGAUUUCGUUCUGCUGUGCGUGACGUUUUCAUAUGCCGAACACGGUGAUUUUGUCAAGCACUGCUGACGCCCUGACGUUUGUAAGGCCAUGUGUGCGCAUGCGCUCUCCUCUCGUGGUCUCGACUGGCUGCAUAUAAAUGCUGGCAUUCAGAUGCGAUGAAACACCACGCACUUUGAGCCCCGUGUGAUGACAGGUAAUUUCUUUUGACAUUUGCUGUGGUACGAAAAGCAAAAUCACAUCUGUUCGUCGCGUUCAAAUUUUCUUACAACCACAGUCCCGCUCGGAACUUCACGGAAGUGACCUUACCGUGGUUUGGAACCGUGUGGUAAGGGCUGUUGUCUCGCUGAUUGUGGUGAAUGUGAACAGCCUUGUCCGCGACUCGUGAGUUCCAGCUUAUUAUAGUGCUGCUGUGCUAUGCUGAUACGCCAUGGUUUUUGGCUCGAUCUGUCAAACGCAUCGUGUCUUGUGUUUGUGUUUUCAUUCCAACUUCACCAUUGGACUUCCAACCUUGAUGUUAAACACCCGACCUGGUAGUCACCACACGCACGACGGUGGUGUUGUGCUAAUGACAUUGUGGACGCACGCUGCUCUUGGCACUCGAAUGUGUGGCCAUGCUUCUCUAACCUGGUCUAGAAAGCUGCCUGACUACUUUGAAAGAAGGCCAAGAGCGGAUUUCAGCUGUGAUGAAAGUGGGACUACGUCGUGGUCGUGUUUGCCUCAUUUGCUGGAGCGAUGUCGGUCCGAACGAGGCGUCAUGUUCGACGUCCGUGCGUCUGUAUGCAUUUGUGUGCAAAAAUACACAACGGGCACCACG
Messenger RNA from Pollicipes pollicipes, 1254 nucleotides. RefSeq names its product RING-box protein 2. Lineage: Eukaryota; Metazoa; Arthropoda; Thecostraca; Pollicipedomorpha; Pollicipedidae. The transcript has 3 exons. Bases 36 to 386 code for a protein of 116 amino acids. The record is from RefSeq and is a predicted model, not a curated record. Gene Ontology annotation, molecular function: zinc ion binding.